Lycium barbarum (goji berry) is the source of this 1073-nucleotide messenger RNA. Its product is annotated as rho-N domain-containing protein 1, chloroplastic. Gene Ontology annotation, biological process: DNA-templated transcription termination. Lineage: Eukaryota; Viridiplantae; Streptophyta; Magnoliopsida; Solanales; Solanaceae. The record is from RefSeq and is a predicted model, not a curated record. The transcript has 3 exons. The coding region runs from base 113 to 895 and encodes 260 amino acids.
CACGUCUACUCUUUUUUGUGGCGUUGAAUAAAAAUAAGUAAUCUAACGGUAUAUGUCUCAUCGUAUCCUUUAGAACCGAAAAUUAGUUUCCCAAGAAAAAACUCAAGAAAAUAUGGGUGCAACUUCAGCAACAGCAGUUUUCUCUUCAAAUUCCAUGUCUCACUUGCCCUCCUUCUCUGCUUUAAGUAAACCCAAGUUGGGAAUCAGAUUACCCAAAGAGAUUGCAUAUGGGCCUUCCGUGAACACAAAUCGUAAGGACUGUCAUUGUUCAACUCUCUCCACCAUAAGAGCUGAUGGGAGCAGGCGGCGUAGGUCUUCAAAAGAUGCUACACCAGGGAAAACAUCCAAAGGAGGUGAGCUCAAUAUACAGCCAACCCCUGACCGUAAAUCAUCAAAUUCAUUAAACCAGGAAGAGAUCAUUUCCCUUUUCAAGAGAAUACAAUCUUCAAUUUCAAAAGGUGAUUCUUUAAGUUCCAAGAAAAGAAGUACCAAGUCCUCCGAAGAGAAGCCCACUAUUGAUUCAGUCUUGGAAAUCCUUCGUCAUUCAAAGACACAAGCCAAAGGUACAACGUCAAAUACAAAGGAUGAUAAGGGGUCGACUCAUCAAAGAGGUCAAAAGGAACCAACGACAGAUUCUUCAUCAACAUUGGAUCCAAGGUCAACACGCCCACCCUCAAGCUUUGUGAAAAGAUCUCCUUUACAAUCACCAUUUAACUCCAAAGGAAAGGUUGAGCUCAAGAUGGAGACAUUACAAGGUAAUCACGGUGAAAGGGAAGCAAUCAAAAUUGAGGAUAUGAAACUUCCUCAGCUUAAAGAACUAGCAAAAUCUAGAGGACUUAAAGGUUAUUCAAAACUAAAGAAAAGUGAACUUGUAGAAUUGCUCAUCAGAUGUUGAGACAAUGAAGAGAUGAUUAAGUCGUCCAUACAAUGCUUUACAUGCUUGGCUGUUAACUGAAAGACUUCUCUUUUUCAUGUCUGCUUUCUUUCACGGAUAAACUCGAUGUUAGGUCAGAGUGUGGGAGUUUAACACAUUCAUUUGUUGGUUAUUUGUUGCAUAUGUUAUCUUUAAGUCU